UACAUUUUUCCAUUUCCUCUUAUGUUUCCUUUUUAUUGUAUAUCAUCUGCAAAUAACAAUAAAAAGGAAAUGGAGUUUUCUUUUCUGCAUGUUUCCGUCGCCAUAAUUGCCUUAGCCACUAUUACCCAGACAUCUUUUGCACAACCCGCCUGUGAAUCUGAUUGCACUAAAGAGUUUCUUACUGUACAUAACGCGGCUCGAGAAAUAGUUGGUGUUCCACCUGUUAAGUGGAACUCCACCUUAGCAGAGUUUGCCGAAUCUUAUGCUGCCGAGAGGUCUGUUGACUGUGCAUUGAAGCACUCACAAGGACCGUAUGGGGAAAACAUCGCAUUGGCUGGUUUGAAAUCGUCUGUGGCAGAUUCUGUGAAGGGUUGGAUGGAUGAGAAACCAAACUUUGACCAGGCGUCGAAUUCUUGCCCUGGUGGCGAGUGCCGCCAUUAUACACAGGUUGUUUGGCGCGACACCACGAGUAUUGGCUGUGCUAGGGCUGCAUGCACGACUUGGAUGUUCGUCAUUUGCAACUAUUACCCUCCGGGCAACUAUGUGGGCGAACGUCCUUAUUAA
Molecule: messenger RNA, 564 nt
Organism: Ipomoea triloba (trilobed morning glory)
Lineage: Eukaryota; Viridiplantae; Streptophyta; Magnoliopsida; Solanales; Convolvulaceae
Product: pathogenesis-related protein PRMS-like
Exons: 1
Coding region: 22-564 (180 amino acids)
Cellular component (GO): extracellular region
Source: RefSeq, a predicted model, not a curated record